Hippopotamus amphibius kiboko is the source of this 2244-nucleotide messenger RNA. Its product is annotated as zinc finger MYM-type protein 3-like. NCBI's taxonomy places the organism in Eukaryota, Metazoa, Chordata, Mammalia, Artiodactyla, Hippopotamidae. Gene Ontology annotation, molecular function: zinc ion binding. The record is from RefSeq and is a predicted model, not a curated record.
UUCCAUACUUAUACCUACUUUUCCACAUAUGGUAUGGAUUGCUAGAGCUAGGAAUGCUGAAGACUUAAAUCACUUGGCUCUGCAAUAUUAGUAUUGGAUUAAAACCAAAUGCAAGGCAGGCGCCUGCUGCAUGGCGUAGCCCAUAUCCAGUCAGCCUCAUGGACCCCAGUGAUUCCCCCAGUCCGUUUGACCCAUUGACCCUGCCAGAGAAGCCCCUGGCUGGAGACCUUCCAGUAGACAUGGAAUUUGGAGAGGAUCUACUGGCAUCCCAGACUGCCCCAACUCGAGGAUGGGCCCCCCCUGGCCCUUCUCCAUCCUCAGGAGCCCUGGACCUGCUUGAUACCCCUGCUGGUCUGGAAAAAGACCCUGGAGUCCUGGAUGGAGCCACUGAGCUGCUGGGGCUGGGGGGGCUGCUCUAUAAAGCCCCCUCCCCCCCAGAGGUGGACCAUGGUCCUGAGGGGACCCUUGCAUGGGAUGCAGGAGAUCAAACCCUAGAACCUGGACCAGGGGGUCAGACCCCUGAGGUGGUGCCACCUGACCCAGGGGCUGGGGCAAAUCCCUCUUCACCUGAGGGGCUACUAGAGCCUUUGGCUCCAGAUUCUCCAAUAACCCUGCAGUCCCCACAUAUUGAAGAGGAGGAGACCACCUCCAUAGCUACGGGGAGAAGGGGCUCCCCUGGGCAGGAGGAGGAGCUUCCCCAAGGGCAGCCACAGAGCCCAAAUGGACCCCCCAGCCCUUCAGUGGGAGAGGCUCUGGGGGAUGGAAUCAACAGUUCUCAGACCAAACCUGGGGGCCCUAGCCCCCCUGGACACCCUUCCCUGCCAGGAGAUGGCCUGACUGGGAAGGCGAGUGAGAAGCCGCCUGAGAGGGUGCAGAAGAGAAGCGAGCGCGUUAGAAGAUUAGAGCCUCCAAAACCUGAGGUUGUGGAUCCCACUGAGAGCAUUCCAGUGUCAGAUGAGGAUUCUGAUGCCAUGGUAGAUGACCCCAACGAUGAGGACUUUGUGCCAUUCCGGCCCCGGCGCUCUCCUUGCAUGUCCCUACGCUCGAGCGUGGCACAGAGGGCUGGGCGCUCUGCCGUAGGCACCAAGAUGACUUGUGCCCACUGCCGGACACCACUGCAGAAGGGCCAGAUGGCCUACCAGCACAAGGGGCUGCCGCAGCUCUUCUGCUCUUCAUCCUGUCUCACCACUUUCUCCAAGAAGCCCUCUGGCAAAAAGACCUGUACCUUCUGCAAGAAGGAGAUCUGGAACACCAAGGACUCAGUUGUAGCCCAGACUGGUUCAGGAGGCUCUUUCCAUGAGUUCUGCACGUCCGUCUGUCUCUCCCUGUAUGAGGCCCAGCAGCAGCGCCCAAUCCCCCAGUCUGGGGAUCCCGCUGAUGCCACCCGCUGCAGUAUAUGCCAGAAGAUUGGAGAGGUCCUGCACGAGGUCAGCAAUGGCAGCGUGGUGCACCGGCUCUGAGAUUCUUGCUUCUCCAAAUUCCGGGCCAACAAGGGACUGAAAACCAACUGUUGUGACCAGUGCGGGGCUUACAUCUACACCAAGACCGGGAGCCCUGGCCCCGAGCUCCUCUUCCACGAGGGCCAACAAAAGUGGUUCUGCAACACAAGCUGCUUGGGGGCGUACAAGAAGGUGGGGCCGAGGGAGUAGCGCAUUAGAGGGCUGUGGAAGGGGGUGCGGUCCUUGGGUGAGAAAUAAAGGUGCCUGACGGGUCGAGGGCUGGGAGAAAUAAAACAAAUAAAGGGGGUUUCAAUUGUAUCUGUUAUGUUUUAUUUUUGAAGCUGGCUGGUGGAUACACAGGUCUUUGUUAUCUCAUCAUCUAUACUUUUUUUGUAUGCCUGAAACAUUUCAUGUUUUAAAAACUUAAAAAAUAAAAGUGAAGGGACAAAUCCAAAAAAAAAAAAAAAAAAAACCAAAUGCAAGUGGCAAAAUAACACAUGGUGGAAGCAUGGGCUAUGUUUCUCUGAUGCCAGGCAGAGUCAAAUUAAUUCUUUGAGAGGAGGUGUGAAUACACAUGUAUAAUGAUACUUUAACACAACUGUGAGCAAAAUAUUUUGUCACAUUCCCCUGUGUUGUUAGAUUUGGUCUGCCAUCUGCCAUUCUUGCAUUGACUGGCUUAGAGCACCCAUGAGUAGCAGGGACUUGCAAGAGCCUACAGAGUUUUCAUUGAAAGAUAAAGCAGAUCUUUGUGUUUCUGUUGUUUUUCCUGUGUAUCCUCUGAGGAGUGAUUUCUUUCACUGCAGAU